CGGCGCGCGUCAGACCGGCCGAGUCGUUAGCCGGUCGACCGGCCGCAAACAUUACCCUUCCUCUUGCCCCCGAGCUCACCGCGUCCCUGCAGCCACACACCCUAACCCUAGCCGCGAUCCGUCGCCACCCCGCCGUCGCCGUCCGCCUCCUCGACCCCGCCGCCACCCACCCUCGCCCUCGUCCUCGCGCCGCCCCCACGAUAUCAGCGUCGUCCCGAGCCCGACCCCGCCGCCGUCCACUGGCACGAGCUCACCGUCGCCCUCCCCCGAGUCCGUGCUCGCCGUCGCCCGCCCUUCUCUCAAGGGCUAUAAAUGGCAGGGAGACAGCGCAUAGGUCGCCAGUACUAUGAGGAACCAUGGGGAUUUCGUGAUGGCCCCCCUCCUCGACUUGCCCGGGAAAGGUCUAUCUCACCACGACGCAUCGAAGGAGAGCUGUCUAGCCGCCGUGGUGAGAUACGCAGAAUCCAUGAUGACAACCAACGUCUGGCGGAUGAAAUUGUUGGACUCAGGCAAGCAAUGUCCCGUUUGAAAGAAGAUCUCCAUUCCUCAAGUCAGGUUAUACCUAAGCUCCGUGCAGAGAAAGAACUUGAAUCGAGGGAGCUGACUCAGAGGAACCUGAAGCUGGAAGCUGAGCUGCGCUCCUUAGAACCCCUUAGGCAAGAUGCCUUGCAUCUACGAUCUGAAGUAGGUACGCUAGAGUCUUUGAGGCAAGAGCUGAACGCAAAGGUGCAGGGUCUGACAAAGGAGCUUGAGCAACAGAGCUCUGAAAACCAGCGCAUACCUGCCAUGAUUGCUGAACGUGAUGAUCUGCGGCAGGAACUAAUUCGUGCUAGGGCGGCUCUUGAUUAUGAGAAGAAUGCAAAGCCAGAGCUGAUGGCACAGGUGCAGGCAGUGGAGAAGGAUCUUGUGACUAUGGCUCAGGAGUCUGAGAAGCUUAGGGCUGAAAUUGAGAAGAGAAGGGCACCACCACCUAGGGUCAGCGGCUAUGGAGCUUACGGACCACCUCCUGGGAUGGGCGUGCAAGGCAUGUACGACGGCGGCUACAAUACCUACACAGACAGGCGCUACGGUACGGGUGGUGGACCAUGGGACCCCCCUAGCUACCCGCGCCCUUGAUUUGUGGUUUUGAUUCUUGUCAGUCGGCGUUCAUCAUCGUGACAAAGUUCCUAAUGUCUCUGGUACUGAUGCUUGUGGUGCUGGUGCCUUGUUCAGAAGAUUGUAACCAUGGAUGCUUGUACUGAUGCUUUUUCUGAUGCUUGUGGUGCUGGUGCUUUGUUCAGAAGAUUGUAACCAUGGAUGCCCGUGGGUCAUUUUAGGAAGCAAUUCAUUGUACUUAACAGGAUGUGGACCCUUUUGAUACUGUUGCUAAUCUUUUGAUUGGUGAACAUUAUUGCCUGACAAAAGUGAGGGCUGCUGCAAGCCUGCAUUGCUGCUUUGUUCAUGCUGAAGGUGGUGGAUAAGGAUAACAGCAACCUAAAUGUUGUGCAUUCACCGAUAUCGCCUUGUUUUUGUUUUCUUGAUAUAAAUUCGAAUGGAGAAUUUUUGUGGUACACAGCACAAGUUUUCUUGGUGGAGGGGUGGCCCCUAAACAAGUGUGGAGAUGGAGGUGCCCUGCUUCAGGUGUUGAAGCACAAGCUGCUCUGGAUGCCUCAGAAUUGUGUGCUAUAUGAAGUAGCUAGGUUUGUAAUCCAAUAGUGCAAGUUUCUCAUGUAUGCAUCUGUAGGGAUAAGCCCUGAACCGAGCUGAAGUGAAACUUUUGAUUUUCUUGAUGUAUCAUGUAUGGUUUUCAUGAAGAAAAGUCCAAGUUAAGUUA
Messenger RNA from Triticum aestivum (bread wheat), 1813 nucleotides. Its product is annotated as protein FLX-like 3. The transcript is spliced from 4 exons. The record is from RefSeq and is a predicted model, not a curated record. NCBI's taxonomy places the organism in Eukaryota, Viridiplantae, Streptophyta, Magnoliopsida, Poales, Poaceae. The coding region runs from base 313 to 1116 and encodes 267 amino acids.